AUGUCAAACAAAACCGAGAGUACCAGCACUGCCAAAUCGCACCAACAACUCGUGAACGAAUUGAAAGACGCCUUCAACCUCUUCGAUCGAGAUGGUGAUGGCAAGAUUUCCAUGGAAGAAUUGGGUGACGUGUUGAAAAAUUUAGGACAAGUUCCUUCACAAGAAGAUUUAGAAAUUAUGUUCAGAGAGGUCGAUCAAGACAACAAUGGAACCAUCGAAUUUGAUGAAUUCAUGAAAAUGAUGGAACUCAAGAACACAAGUGUGGAUACUGAGGACGAAAUUCGUGAAGCUUUUAGAGUCUUUGAUAAGAAUAAUGAUGGUUACAUUAGUCAUGAAGAAUUAAAGUCCAUGAUGUGUAAUUUAGGUGAAACACUUUCAGAUAAGGAAGUUAAUGAAAUGAUUAAGCAAGCGGAUAAAGAUGGAAAUGGAGUGAUCGAUUUCGAUGAAUUCAAAAAUGUCUUCAUGAAGGACAUUUCCAAUUAA
Molecule: messenger RNA, 483 nt
Organism: Naegleria fowleri
Lineage: Eukaryota; Heterolobosea; Eutetramitea; Acrasida; Naegleriidae
Exons: 4
Coding region: 1-483 (160 amino acids)
Biological process (GO): spindle pole body organization
Cellular component (GO): central plaque of spindle pole body
Molecular function (GO): enzyme regulator activity; calcium ion binding
Source: RefSeq, a predicted model, not a curated record